Molecule: messenger RNA, 1932 nt
Organism: Choloepus didactylus (southern two-toed sloth)
Lineage: Eukaryota; Metazoa; Chordata; Mammalia; Pilosa; Megalonychidae
Gene: HARS1
Product: histidyl-tRNA synthetase 1
Exons: 13
Coding region: 91-1620 (509 amino acids)
Biological process (GO): mitochondrial translation; histidyl-tRNA aminoacylation
Cellular component (GO): cytoplasm; mitochondrion
Molecular function (GO): histidine-tRNA ligase activity; ATP binding; identical protein binding
Source: RefSeq, a predicted model, not a curated record
AGCCGGAAGUCAUCCCGGACUGAAGCUCCCGCGGCAGCGGCGGCGGUUGCGGCAGGUCCAGUUGGCAGAAGGCUCCGAUUAACAUCGGGGAUGGCAGAACGUUCGGCGCUGGAGGAGUUGGUGCGACUUCAAGGAGACCGCGUGCGGGUUCUCAAGCAGCAAAAGGCCAGCGCCGAGCAGAUAGAAGAGGAGGUGGCAAAACUCCUGAAACUGAGGGCACAGCUGGGCCCUGAUGAAGGAAAACAGAAGUUUGUGCUCAAAACCCCUAAGGGCACAAGAGACUACAGUCCCCGGCAGAUGGCAGUUCGGGAGAAGGUGUUUGAUGUAAUUAUCAGCUGCUUCAAGCGCCAUGGAGCAGAAGUAAUUGAUACACCCGUGUUUGAACUAAAGGAAACACUGACAGGAAAGUAUGGCGAAGACUCCAAGCUUAUCUAUGAUCUGAAGGACCAGGGUGGGGAACUGCUGUCCCUUCGCUAUGACCUCACUGUUCCUUUUGCUCGAUAUUUGGCAAUGAAUAAACUGACCAACAUUAAACGCUACCACAUAGCAAAGGUAUAUCGGCGGGAUAACCCAGCCAUGACCCGUGGCCGAUAUCGAGAAUUCUACCAAUGUGAUUUUGACAUUGCUGGGCAAUUUGACCCCAUGAUCCCUGAUGCAGAGUGCCUGAAGAUUAUGUGUGAGAUCCUGAGUUCACUUCAGCUAGGAGACUUCCUGGUCAAGGUGAAUGAUCGGCGCAUCCUAGAUGGGAUGUUUGCCAUCUGUGGUGUUCCUGAUAGCAAGUUUCGCACCAUCUGCUCCUCAGUGGACAAACUGGACAAGGUGUCCUGGGAGGAAGUGAAGAAUGAGAUGGUGGGAGAGAAGGGCCUUGCACCCGAGGUAGCUGACCGCAUUGGAGACUAUGUCCAGCAGCAUGGUGGGGUGUCCCUGGUGGAACAGCUGCUCCAGGAUCCUAAACUGUCCCAGAGCAAGCAGGCUUUAGAGGGCCUGGGAGACCUGAAGCUGCUAUUUGAGUACCUGACCCUGUUUGGCAUUGCUGGAAAGAUAUCCUUUGACCUGAGCCUUGCUCGAGGCCUGGACUACUAUACUGGAGUGAUCUAUGAGGCAGUGCUGCUACAGACCCCUUCCCAGCCAGGGGAAGAGCCCUUAGGUGUGGGCAGUGUGGCUGCUGGUGGGCGCUACGAUGGGUUAGUGGGCAUGUUCGACCCCAAAGGGCGCAAGGUGCCAUGCGUGGGGCUCAGCAUUGGGGUAGAGCGGAUCUUUUCCAUCGUGGAACAGAGGCUGGAGGCUUCAGAGGAGAAGGUACGUACCACAGGGACACAGGUGCUUGUGGCAUCUGCGCAGAAGAAGCUGCUAGAGGAGAGACUGAAGCUCAUCUCAGAGCUGUGGGAUGCUGGAAUCAAGGCUGAGAUGCUUUACAAGAAGAACCCAAAGUUACUGAACCAGUUGCAAUACUGCGAGGAGGCGGGCAUCCCACUGGUGGCCAUCAUCGGCGAGCAGGAGCUCAAAGAUGGAGUCAUCAAGCUCCGUUCAGUAGCGAGCAGGGAAGAGGUGGACAUACGAAGAGAAGACCUCGUGGAGGAAAUCAAAAGGAGGACAAACCAGCCCCUCUGCAUCUGUUGAACUGAGGAAACCAUCAGAACAAUAUAGGACUGGCAGUACUUGAGGCUAAGACAAAACUCUGCAUGUGUAUUUCAACAGCUUUGUGUAUUUCUCUUCCGCAGGAAAACCAGAAGAGUGGUCAGAGCAGAGACAUUUUAUUACAUUGAUUGGGGGGUGGGGGUGGGGGGCGAUAAUCACUGGCAAAACGGCCAGGUGGUACACCAUUUUCCAUCCAAGGCCUUGGGGGCUUUCUCCAGCCUGUGCUCCUUGGCUACCUCUACAGGGCCCCAAAAGCAAUCAGCAACCGUCCAAUAAAAUGCCUCAACCACUGAA